Molecule: messenger RNA, 2768 nt
Organism: Sinocyclocheilus rhinocerous
Lineage: Eukaryota; Metazoa; Chordata; Actinopteri; Cypriniformes; Cyprinidae
Product: dual specificity testis-specific protein kinase 2-like
Exons: 10
Coding region: 549-1535 (328 amino acids)
Biological process (GO): actin cytoskeleton organization; protein phosphorylation
Cellular component (GO): nucleus; cytoplasm
Molecular function (GO): ATP binding; protein serine/threonine kinase activity
Source: RefSeq, a predicted model, not a curated record
CGUAAUUAUUAUUACGUCAUGGCAACUGGCUCCCACUACACACAGCCCAUUAAACAUGUAUUUCUUAUCUAGGGUAGACCGCUUUAAACACUACCGAGAAGCUGUCAGUCUGACGGAGGGCGGUUUCGUUAUAUGUGAGCCGAGGUUUGUGAGGUUGAGUGAUUGGUAAAUGGAGGAGUCCUUCCAAGAAGCGCGCUAGAAAGCGAUGCCACCGGUUUGUCUCCGACUAGAACUUGUUUGGGGGGUUGUAGCAUAGACUGUAUAAAACAGGUUUGUAGUCAAUUUUAUUUGAUCGCUGAGCAAAUCAAUCAGCAGCGGAGGUGAAGACGCCGGGGUGCUUUCUGCUAGUUAUGUUGCAUUUAAAAUGUCAUGUCGGUUCAUUGUGCUGUCUUUAAGUGUUUGCUGAUUGUGUUACAGUUCUGUGUUUGUGUCUCUGUUCAUGGUUGCUUCUAUGUGUGUCCUUUUUCCUCAUAGCUUCUGUCAUAUAGGCUCAUCCCAGCUUGUCUGUGUUGUGAGCUCAGGCGGACCGCCCCUCCACCCACCUCAAGAUGCACAUGAAUAACUUAUUAAACCAGUGCACGGAGAUCUCCAAGAUGUGUGAGGUGGAUGUUUCGUCUGAGCCCACCAGCCCGACGCUGUAUAGAGAGUCUUCUGAUACAUACUGCCAUGUGGACCGCUGGCAGAGGCUACGCACAGCUGUCCGCAAGCUAGAAUUCUGGGAGAACUUCACACAUGAGCUGAUUGGCAGUGGCUUCUUCUCAAAAGUUUACAAGGUAAUCCACAAUACCACACGGAAGGUGAUGGUAGUAAAGAUCUAUAAGAAUGAUGUUGAUCAGGACAGCAUUGUACGAGAAAUCAGCCUUCUGCAGAAACUCUCACACCCCAACAUAGUGAGGUAUCUGGGUAUUUGUGUCAAAGAGGACAAGUUGUACCCAAUUCUGGAGUAUGUAAGUGGAGGAUGUUUAGAGGAGCUGUUGGCCAGGAAAGAUGUGCCUCUAUGCUGGAGGGAGAAAGUAGACCUGGCCUCUGACAUCACCAGAGGGAUGAUUUACCUCCACUACAAGAACAUCUACCACAGAGAUCUGAACUCUAAGAACUGUCUAAUAAGGGUGACAGCGAGAGGCAGAGAAGCUCUGGUCACUGAUUUUGGUUUGGCUCGAGAGGUGGUUGAACUUCCUGCAAAGGACAGAAAGCUUUCACUUGUGGGUUCUGCUUUCUGGAUGGCCCCCGAGAUGCUGCGUGGGGAGCCAUACGACCGCAAGGUGGAUGUGUUCUCUUUUGGAAUAGUUUUGUGUGAAAUUCUGGCUAGGGUCCCAGCAGACCCAGAAAUCCUUCCAAGAACACAGGACUAUGGCCUGGACGUGUCAGCAUUCAGGAAAAUGGUCAAUGAUUGUCCUCAGCGUCUUUUGGAGCUGGCAGCCAGCUGCUGUCUGAUAGAGGCUUUCCGAAGACCCUCUUUCACAGAGCUUCAAGACGAGCUGGGUGAAAUCGCUGAGACUUUGGAGUGUCUUCACAAUGAUCUCACCACAGGCUGAUCUGCGGCACAUCCUCUGGUCUCUCAUCAGCCCUGCAAAUGGACACAAGCAGCUGGAGUUCUGUACAUAGACUUUAGCACAAUGACAAAUGCAACAGAACUGCAGAUUUAUCUCUGGGCUGUUUGCAUUGAAAGUGCAAAAUAAGGAAAAGGUCGGUAUUUACUUUCUGCAAGUAACUAAAUGGCCUACAAUUCAACUCCGCACAGCUGUACAUUGUAUAUACUGUGCAAUAUAUAGUAAUAGUCUACCAAGAGAAAUGCAGUGUCAUAAUUUCAAACCUACUGCUAUUUCGGUUUUGUAGAUGAAUCAUUUUAUAUUGAAAAACAACGCUAAAAUAGGUUUUGAGGUUUAGAUAACCAUUGAUAAAAGGACUAACUUGAGGGUCACAGGUUUUAAGUAAUCAAAUGAUGUUUUCAUAGGGUUCAGUAUAUCGAUACUUGAUUAAAUUAAAUUGUACAAGAGAAAGUAAUUUAUUUUGGUACCAGCUGCCCAAAUAGUAAAAAGUGCUUUUGUAUUGCUGACUUUUUUUGAAAAGCGACAUAUUUGAAAGUACUUUGCUUUUCAAAUAUAGAAAUUGAUACACAAGCAAGCACUCGUUACUUGUGGUUUUGCCUCCACUCUGAGCUGAGCUGCUGAUUUUUGGAAAUUCUCCAUAAGACCCAGCAGCCACCACAGGAUGAGGCCAUUUCCUACCUUCAAGGGCCUUGGUGUUGCCGCUGCAGUUUUAUAGUGCUCUCAUUGUGCCGAGUGUUUGUGAAACCUUCUAAUUUUUCUCUUCAACAUCAAAACAAAACAAAGCUUAAAUGUUCAUGGUCAUAAUGGCUGAAUAAGAAUAAGAAACGUGAGAUUAAAUGUUUUCAAGACCAUCCAGCUGUAGUAUUAUUUACAAAUCAGAAAACUUGUGCAUUUUGAUGAACACAGCAAAAACGAUAUUUCUAGCCAAUUUCAAAUGCAUAACUUGACACUGUUGAUUUGUACGUGUUCAUAUUUUUUUCUUGGUAUUUGUGUUUUUAAUAUUUAUAUAUAACAGAUGCUUAGCUGUUAAAGUUUUUAAAUCAUCAGUUUCGAUGCCUGUGAAUUGCCUCCUGAACAUCAUUCAAGUUAACUUGAACAAAAUCUACAUUCUGUGCCUCAGAGGAAGCUCGAGAAUCUUGUGGUGAGAAGUGUCACGCUAAUCUCAUAUUUCUGAAACCGUCUGUAUAGUUUGAAUCUUUCUGUGGUUUGUAGUGUUUU